This is a messenger RNA of Achroia grisella, 2216 nucleotides long. RefSeq names its product coiled-coil domain-containing protein 115. Gene Ontology annotation, cellular component: extrinsic component of endoplasmic reticulum membrane. The record is from RefSeq and is a predicted model, not a curated record. The transcript has 2 exons. Bases 286 to 780 code for a protein of 164 amino acids. Gene Ontology annotation, biological process: vacuolar proton-transporting V-type ATPase complex assembly. NCBI's taxonomy places the organism in Eukaryota, Metazoa, Arthropoda, Insecta, Lepidoptera, Pyralidae.
UGUGAGUAGUUGUGUUGUGUUAUUUAAUCUGUGGAAUCUGUUCGUUUAAUGUUGAUCUAUUGCUAGAUAUAAAUUAAUGACGUUUGUUUUGUUUUUGGCGCAAUACCUAAAAUCGGGUUGAAUACCAUACUACAAGAAAAAAAAAAAUGAUGUCAUGUGAUUGAUUGAUAUAAAUUUCCGUUUGCCUUUUCUUUACACGAUAUAAAUAGUCAUAUAAAAAACCAAUGAUUAUUUUUUUAUUUAUUUAAAGUAUUUUCUAAUCUAGAUCUAAUUAUUUUUAAAAGUAUGACUUUAGAGAAUAAACAUGAUUCAAUGGCAGUUGACGUUGAAGUGGUCUCUGACUUAUUGGAUAAACUAGUAUUGAAACAACUACACUUGAUGGAGGAAAAAAUGGUAUAUGAAUUAAAGAUAGAAUCAAGUAUUAACAAUGGAAGCAUUAAUUUAGCCAAAUCUCGUUACAUUAUGGGUCAAAGUUCUGUAAGCACAGCUCGAUUACCUGUGGAAAACAGUCCAGAAUUCUCUGCUUUGACUUCUUGUGAAACUACCAUAGAAGAUGGUGUGCAACAAUUGAAAGUGGUUGAGAAUACUGAUAAAAGUAAAGUGAAUCCAAUUCGCUGGUUUGGUGUGUUAGUACCUCAAAAUUUGCACAAGGCACAAAGCAUUUUUCAGAAUGCUAUAAACUUUGUUGUAGAAUGUGUAAAUGUUCAAUUACAGUUACAUGAAAAUAUAAAAAAUAUAGAAGCAUUGAAAAAAUAUAUAUCUCUAAAUAAGUCAUCAUGAGUAGUUUCUAAAUACAUUCAAUAUUGAUACAAGACUAGUUUGUUAUGCAAAUAUUGAAAAAAGCUUUGUAUAUCAUCAUUUAGAUAAGUUUAUUUCUUUCAUGAGUAAUUAUAUUUAUGUUUUGUUUGUGCUCAUGUAAUGUACCAAAUAUUACUAAUGAUAAAAAAAACAUUAUGAUUAAUUGUUUAUUUUGAUUCUCAAGAAAUUGCAUUUUCAAAUAUACAUAUAUAGGAAUCGUUGAAACUAUACAACUAAAAUAAGUUGAGCAAAACUGAUUUGGGCCUUAAUUAUCUCAUUAUAUGGACCUGCUUCUGAAUAUAUGAUUGUAUAUAUAUAUUUUUUUCUCCUUUUCUCUUUCCAUCUGCCAUCAGCCUUAUGGCUAUAAUCAGAUAUAUUGAUUUUUUUUUUUGGGAUAUGUCAUCCAUUGACGGCUAUCCCUUUUAUUUUACAUAAUUAGGUACUUAUAUUUUAGCCAAAUGUUCCCUCUUCAAGCGAAAUACAUCAUCAUCCCUGGUAUCUAGAAGCUUUAGGGCUAAUUUGUUCCCAUGGUAUUCAAGUCUGUGCUUGUACAUACAGUCAACUGAUUUCAUCCUUAAUAGUUGGUAUCUCGAGGUAUUUGUGUACUUCAUCAUUCCUUGUAAACCAUGGUGCAUUUGUGAUAAUUUUUAAAGCAUUGUUCUGGAAUCUCUGUAGAAUUUCGAUAUUCGUUCGGGAAGCUGAGCUCCAUAGUUCGAAUCCGUAAGUCCAUACUGGUUUGAUGAUACAUUUGUAUACAAUUGUUUUGUUUUCAAGACUUAAGGAGGAUUGUCUACCUAUUAGCCAGUUCAUUUGACGAAACUUAUUAUUAAGUUGGUCUCUUUUUGCCUGAAUGUGAUUCCUCCAAGUUAGCUUUCUGUCCUAAUGCAUACCUAAGUACUUGACUGUGGAUUGUAGUGGUAAUAAGUUUCUAUCUAGUGUGACCCAUGGACAGUCUCCCUUCUUGAGUAUAAAUGUAAUAUGAGUUGACUUUGCAGUAUUAACUCUUAUUCUCCACUUUUUGAACCAGUAACUCAUUUUUCCAGAUGGAUUUGGAGCUUUGUGGAUGCCACGUUGGGGCUGACACUAGAUGCUAGUAAAGCGGUAUCGUCUGUUGUGUAGUUAGUUAUGUUGUAGCUACUAUAUCUUGUGAAGUGGGUAAAUCAGCGGUAUAGAUCGUAUACAAUAGGGGGUCCAGAACUGAACCCUGGGGUACUCCCACUUUAAUUUCAAGUAGAAUGGAAAGUUUAUCUUCGCACUUGACCUGGAAAAUCCUAUGCAUUAAGUAAGAUUUAAUUAGCAUAUAGGCAGUGCUUGGUAAACAUAGUUUCAACUUGUAUAGUAGACCCUUAUGCCACACUCGAUCAAAAGCCUGUUGAACAUCCAAGAAUACAGCCGAACAGUACUCUUUUUUUUCCAAU